UCGCCCGGAACUUCCUAGAAGCGACACCAGCGUUCAGCAGCAGUCCGGCUAGAUUUGCUGCUAGCUACAGUGGAUGAGCUGUUAUUUCACGGGAUGCUCGUACAGAUGAACGUUUCACCUGCUCGUAAGCUCAGCUCUCUGAAGAUGUGCCGCUGAAGAAUGCGAUAGAUAUUACACCUGAAGUGAGUACGGAGACUGUUGUCAUCCCGGUUGUCAUGGAGAAGCCAUGGAGGUUAUGGGGGGCACUGGAGGCGUGUUUGCUGACAGUGUGCGCCUGGUCCUGGGCAGUCUGCCGUGUCUCCCUGCUGGCCCUCAUUCUGACCUUCCACCUGUACGGAGGCUUCACACUGCUGGGACUCAUUCUGGCCUCUGUGGCUGGCCUCCUGUACAAGUUCCAGGAUGUGCUGCUCUACUUUCCCGACCAGCCCUCAUCAUCGCGCCUUUACAUCCCCAUGCCGGCGGGAAUCCCCCACGAGAACGUGUACAUCCGCACCAAAGACGGUGUGCGGCUCAACCUCAUCUUGCUCCGUUACACUGGCGAAAACUCCGCCUCUGCUCCCACCAUUUUAUAUUUCCACGGCAAUGCGGGGAACAUCGGCCACCGCGUCCCAAACGCACUGCUCAUGCUGGUCAACCUGAAGGUCAACGUGGUUCUGGUGGACUACAGAGGCUACGGCAAAAGCGAAGGAGAACCUAGCGAAGAGGGACUGUACCAAGACGCAGAGGCCACCUUGGAUUACGUCAUGACCCGAUCGGACAUCGACAAGACCAAGGUGGUGCUUUUCGGCCGCUCAUUGGGUGGCGCGGUGGCCAUCCGUCUGGCAUCAUGCAACCCGCAUCGAGUGGCCGCCAUCAUGGUGGAGAACACUUUCCUGAGCAUCCCACACAUGGCGGCCACGCUGUUCUCUUUCUUCCCCAUGCGUUACCUACCGCUCUGGUGCUACAAGAACAAGUUUCUGUCCUAUAGACAUGUGGCACUCUGCCGUAUGCCAUCUCUCUUCAUUUCGGGCUUAUCAGAUCAACUCAUCCCUCCGAUGAUGAUGAAACAGCUGUACGAGCUGUCGCCGUCUCGGACUAAACACCUCGCCAUCUUUCCUGAGGGUACGCACAAUGACACCUGGCAGUGCCAGGGUUAUGGGGUUAAAGUUGGCCUGUUAUGA
Sinocyclocheilus grahami is the source of this 1160-nucleotide messenger RNA. RefSeq names its product protein ABHD13-like. Gene Ontology annotation, cellular component: membrane. The transcript has 2 exons. NCBI's taxonomy places the organism in Eukaryota, Metazoa, Chordata, Actinopteri, Cypriniformes, Cyprinidae. The coding region runs from base 216 to 1160 and encodes 314 amino acids. Gene Ontology annotation, molecular function: palmitoyl-(protein) hydrolase activity. The record is from RefSeq and is a predicted model, not a curated record.